CGGAAGCCCGUCGGCGCGGCCAGUCUCUGCGCCGUCAGGUGACCUCCAGCCCUGGCGGCUGCCACCCCCUGCACCGGCGAAGGAUGCACAAUGGCCCGCGGGGACCGUGAGGGGCCGCGGCCGUGGGCCCGCACCCACCGCUCUCGCGCCCGGCAGCCUACGGGCGGCCCCGCCGCGCUGGGUCCAGGUGUAGCACCCGCGCGCCCGUGCGCGGGUGUCCGGGCUUGAGCCCCGCCGCUCCCACAUGGGUCUGUGCUACAGCUUGCGGCCGCUGCUCUUCGGAGACCCGGAGGACUCCGCCUCGGAUGAGCCCGCGGACAGCGCGCGGGCCUCUCCGGCCCUGACCCUGGGAGCAGACGCGGCCCGGCUCCGGGCCCCUCGGGGCGCCGGCGGGAGCCCGGCACGCGCGCGGCCCAAAGCCGUCCCGGAGAAGGAGAGGCGGCGGCGGCCGGACCAGCUGCGCGCCGAGGAGCGCGAGGCCGAGCGCGAGGCGAGGAGGGUGAGCAGGGGCAUCGACCGCAUGCUCCGCGAGCAGAAGCGGGACCUGCAGCGCACGCACCGGCUGCUGCUGCUCGGGGCUGGUGAAUCUGGGAAAAGCACAAUCGUCAAACAGAUGAGGAUCCUGCAUGUCAAUGGAUUUAAUCCCGAGGAAAAGAAACAGAAAAUUCUGGACAUCCGGAAAAAUGUUAAAGAUGCUAUUGUGACAAUUGUUUCAGCGAUGAGUACUAUUAUACCUCCAGUUCCACUGGCCAACCCAGAAAACCAAUUUCGGUCCGACUAUAUCAAGAGUAUAGCCCCUAUCACUGACUUUGAAUAUUCCCAGGAAUUCUUUGAUCAUGUGAAGAAACUUUGGGAUGAUGAAGGUGUGAAGGCAUGCUUUGAGAGGUCAAACGAAUACCAGCUGAUUGACUGUGCACAAUACUUUCUGGAAAGAAUUGACAGCGUCAGCUUGGUGGACUACACACCCACAGACCAGGACCUUCUCAGAUGCAGAGUUCUGACAUCAGGGAUUUUUGAGACUCGAUUCCAAGUGGACAAAGUAAACUUUCAUAUGUUUGAUGUUGGUGGCCAGAGAGAUGAGAGAAGAAAAUGGAUCCAGUGCUUUAACGACGUCACUGCUAUCAUUUAUGUCGCGGCCUGCAGUAGCUACAACAUGGUGAUCCGGGAAGAUAACAACACCAACAGGCUGAGAGAGUCCCUGGACCUCUUUGAAAGCAUUUGGAACAACAGGUGGCUACGGACCAUUUCUAUCAUCCUGUUCUUAAACAAACAGGAUAUGCUGGCAGAAAAAGUCUUGGCAGGGAAAUCAAAAAUUGAAGACUAUUUCCCAGAGUAUGCAAAUUAUACUGUUCCCGAAGAUGCAACACCAGAUGCAGGAGAAGAUCCCAAAGUUACCAGAGCUAAAUUCUUUAUCCGGGAUCUGUUUUUGAGGAUCAGCACAGCAACAGGUGACGGCAAGCAUUACUGCUACCCUCACUUCACCUGCGCUGUGGACACGGAGAAUAUCCGCAGAGUGUUCAACGACUGCCGUGACAUCAUCCAGAGGAUGCACCUCAAACAGUACGAACUCUUGUGAGGAGGUAGCCGGCACCCUGUCUUGCUUACUGCCUGCCUGGCAGCCCCGCAGGGUACAGCAUUUAUUCCAGGACUGCCUGUCUGUUGGCCCUCAGCUGUGGUAGUGAGUAACGAACUCCCAGUUUCUUCCAGCUGCUGUCUGUCCUGUUUUGUGCCGACUCUGAGUGUAACCACCAAGCCUCUGGCUACCUCUCUUCCCCUCAGGUUUGGUCUGUAGCUUUUGUUUUCAAUGAAUGGGACCUUCCACAGCCUGCCUGCCCCCAGUAGGCUGUGUAACUGCAGACACUCUCCCUUGGGAGACACUGCAGUGAUGGCUCUGGGUGAGGGCCCCUUUCAUCCAUUCAUUCUGUGAUUUAUUGACUCAUCAAGAACUUGAUUGGCGGGAGAAACACACUUUUUCCCAAGUUACUAAGCAUGAUCAUAGAGGCAUACAUACAUAAAGCCACACCCUUUAUGAUUUUAGCUUUAUGAAGCUACAGACAAACAAGUGGCCACUCUUUCUCAUCCACCUUGGCCCAAGACUUAGGGAACACCCUAAGCCACACAGAGGAGAGAAACCCCAUUUCAGUCAUAUUUAGAGUCACUGUCAGCCUCAGGCAUUUGAAUCAGUGCUCCUUUGAGCCUUUUACAUUUAAGCAGAAACCUACCGCAUUCACUACUGCAAAGUAUGUCCUGUCUAGAAAUAAUUCUCUAGGCUUUCACAAUGCGUGGGUGAUAGUUCCUUUAAUAUAUUGUUUUUCUUAUUGUUUUAUUGCUGGUUUACACUGUACAGACCUCAAAAUGUAAUAUUAUUUUGUAUAACUACUAAAGAAAAAUCCUUGUAGAUCUUUGUGCCUUGAUUAUGGCUAUACCUGUAAAAGAAGUGUGUUUUUAUUGUGCUGAACAGCUAAAAGUCAAUGUUACCUGCUGCUUGCUCUGAAAAAGAAUGAAUGGUUAUCUGUAGAGUUUAGGAUAUUUUAUCAGGUUAUAUAUAAUACACAUCUUACAGGCAAAGCCCUAACCACAUCACAAGCUUCUUUCAGGGAACCAAGGACUUUCGUUCUCUCCAGACAAUGUUUCUCAAUUAUUUUGCUAAAGACUUUUACAAGUUCCCUAAGUGGGAAUAGGUCAACCAUUCCCUUAUCAAAGCUUUUGACCACUGGUUCCACUGUAAACAAAUAGCAGGAAAAAGAGUGUUAAAGUGUGUGUCUGGCCUAGGGGAGUCAAAGGGUAGCAUCUUCAUUUGCCUAUUGAAGAAGAAAUAUUACAAAACCUUUAUCUGAAAUACAAAGUCAAAAUAUUUGACUAUACUCACACUGGACAGAUUUGCAAACACAGCCUCAAAAGUAGGGUACAGAGCAAUAUCAAGAAAGCAAGAAUCACUGUAGUGGUAAUGCUUCAGAUUCUAUCUACAUCCACAGCUUUGAGGAGAGUUGCUUUAGAUCAAAGAUAACCUAUCUAUAAAGAUGUCUGAAAUUAUAUUUCAACAAUAUGAAUCCAGAAGUGACAGCUUAACCAACAUUACUCAUUAACUUCCAUUUAGUUCUUCUUUGUUUAAUAUUUUAAACUUUGCUCUUUAAAUCAGAAUUUUAUAAUCUUUUAUAAAUGCAUCCAGAUUUAACUACUUUUCGAUAAAAGAAUGACAACUUUAUAGACAGUCAAUGCAACAAACACAUAUUUUAUCUCAUUAUUUCUGAAUUUUCAUUAUUCAUCCUUAACUGUUUUGUAAAACUCUUCAUCUGAAAUAAGACCUAUAAAAUAGAAAUUAUUUUCAGUUUCCACUGUAUUUUCAAAGUAAAAUGUGAAGAAAAACUAAAAAGAUGCACCCCACACAUACAAAAAAUGAAGUUGUACUUUGUUAUAUGCAUUACUCAAUAAUUCGUUACUAAACUUCCUAUUUUAAAGUUUCAUUUAAGAGCCAGGCUCUUAGAAAAAACAAAAGGAAUACAUUUUAUCUGGCUUUAAACUAUCAAGACACAUUUAUUUUUAAAUACCAAAGCUACUUCCUAGUCCAUGUUUCCAGUUUCAUUUGAUCCCUGACAAGCAUUAAAUUCAGAUUUAACAACUUGGUCUGAUGGAGAGAAAAUUACAUGUAUCUAAAAAUCCAGUUCCAUUAAUUUAGCACAGAAGUACAAAAGUCUGUGAAAACAAUAUAUUCCUGCUUAUAGUAUCUGUACUUUUAUUUCAAGUGUAUAGCUUUAUAAUAUCUUUAUAAUAUAUAGGAAUUUGAGAGCCACUUCAAAGGGGCACAGAAGCAAGCCCAUGUUUGUGUACAUAUAAUCCCAAGUGUGUUCCAGGGCUGCCAGCCCUGUCAUGGGGAGGGAAGGGCUGGCAAGUGCAUGCAAGUGAUGACACUGGUAGCUUUUACAUAUUGUACAGAUAUCAUCUUUGAUUAUACAUAUAUUUGAUAAAAUGAGAAAACAGACUUGUAGAGUACAUGUUCCAUUUUUAUAGCAUGAGAACAAUACAAUCAACUAUUUAUUCUACAGUACUGUGCAUCAGUGAUUUAGAAUUUUUAGGAUGUGCACAAAGACAGCCACCUUUGGCCUCAUCUCAGAUGAGCACUGACUGGAGUUGUCUUUGAUAUUUUUUACUAAUUGCAAAAGGUCUCCUGCUCUUCACACUGUCUUAAAUUUUCUGAGCAGCUUCCAACCAGAAACAAAAGGUGAGGCUAGAAGCCCACAGUGAACUAAUAUGAGGACCACCAGGAAUGCAGCUGCUCCACAGUAUAUGAUCAGGACUGUGUUCUCGAAGGGGAGGUAGCACUUGACAAGAGCAUACUCUCUCGAUGUCAUGCUGCCCUGAAAAGGAAAAGAGAAUGCUAACACUGCAAUGACAGCUCCAGGCACAGUGCCAAACAAGCCCAAUUGAGAAAUAACAGAGGAAAGGCAGCCUUGGUUUCCUCAGGUAGGGCAGAGAAGUGGCUCCCCUCACCUGAAACUCGGGGGCACAGCCUUGUUUUGUAGACAUUUCUGCUAGGUGAGAUGACAGUGGAGGAAGGUUUUCAUUUACUUUAAAUUUGAAAACCUAAUGGUUUCCCCCUCUUUUUAUGAAAUAAAAGAACCUGACAUAGAAGCAUUAUGAACUGGAUGUGAGAGCCCAUGGGUAAAUGAAAAGAGCUGAAACAUUAGGCGGUCACUAACUGAAACACCAUCUUUAAUCAGCCUAUACAAGCAUGUAGCAUUUUCCUGCCAGAGCAUAUUGGCAUGUGAGAAAAUCAGACAAGAUGACUGAGUACAGGUGCUGAAGAGAUGAUCCAGUUUCCUUAGAAAAUUGAACAUACACAGCCUCACAUUAGAGGGCGCCACUGGCCUGAAGGAUAAAGCCCUCUGUAAGAUGCUCCCCCGCCCCUCCAGGAAUAAUGCUGAGUUUAUUCGUCCCCAGAGAGAUGCGGGGACGGGGGGCAGCCUAUCAAACUGUUCAUGUGGAGUGGGGGAAGUUUAUUUAUGGCUUUUGUCUAUUUUUACAUAUUGCAGCAAUUAAAUAGUUGAUUACUAUGUUGACUUAAGUACUUAUGAAAGCUUUCAGAUGAAAAUAAACAUUCACAAUACCAUGA
Molecule: messenger RNA, 5110 nt
Organism: Manis javanica (Malayan pangolin)
Lineage: Eukaryota; Metazoa; Chordata; Mammalia; Pholidota; Manidae
Gene: GNAL
Product: G protein subunit alpha L
Biological process (GO): sensory perception of chemical stimulus; adenylate cyclase-activating dopamine receptor signaling pathway
Cellular component (GO): heterotrimeric G-protein complex; cytoplasm
Molecular function (GO): G protein-coupled receptor binding; G-protein beta/gamma-subunit complex binding; GTPase activity
Source: RefSeq, a predicted model, not a curated record